AUGUCUUUAAAAUUAUGUUGUUGUUUGUGUUGCACACCAUGUAGUAACUACAAAGCUUUACAAAAUGUUUGGGGGGAAUGUAAUGAAAUCUAUGAAAUUACAGUCAAAUACUUUGAUCCAAUGUUACUCACAGAAUGCAUAAAUACAAUAAGUUCUGGAGAGAGUAGGGUACUUUGUGUGGACUGUUGGAUACACAUAAAGGACUUUCAUGAAUUUCAUCUAACGGUAUUAAAAACAAGGUCGUCACUAGAGCAGACCAAUAUCCAGAAAUCACCGUUGCACAUUAAACUAGAAGAAGAACAAGUCACUGUGCUAUUGCAUGAUGAAUACGUCGCUACUGCAGGUGGAGAGUUGGUAGAAUUUAAACAUGUAUCAAUUAAAAAUGAUCAGAAUCCCAUAGGAGACGAUACUGAAUUGGUCAGUGAUGAUGAUGACGAAGAUGACGAGUGCUACAAAAAACCUAUAAGCGAAUUAUUGAAAGCCCAAAAGUCUUUAAAAAGCAGUAAAGAAAUACAGGAUAAAGUGACCAAUUUGUGUAAUAAUUUAGACAAUAAAAGUGAACCUAAAUCUCGUAGAGUUCGAAAGUCAAAAGAAACUGAAAAAUUAGCUGCUAUCAAUGAUGGUGACGAAACUUUAGCAAUAAAAAAACCUAAAGACACUGAAAAUAAAACACGCCUUCAUCCAGCCUUAGAAAAAUUUCGAAAACAUAAUGAAUUUAUAGCGGAAUGGAAAUCACAACUAGAAUGUGAUGUUUGUAGUGAAAUAUUUUCCAAUUUCGACUUGUUAAAGCGGCAUUUUAAGGACAAACACAAUGCCAGAUGUUAUGUCAAAUGCUGUGAACGAACAUUUUAUCGUCGCUGUGCUUUGGUUGAACACAUACGUCUCCAUAUAAAUCCAGAGAUACACAAAUGCGACAUAUGUGGUAAACUUAGUACCAGUAAAUUUAAUCUUAAACUUCAUAAAAGAACUAUUCACGAGGUAACACAGCUCACAUUUGAAUGUACGGUAUGUCAAAAGAUUUUUAAACAAAAACAAAAUUUAGAACGUCAUUUGUUAACGCAUGUUACGGGCAAUAAAGAUUUUAAAUGCAACGAAUGUGAGAAAGCAUACGUUCUGGAAGUUCAACUUAAAGCUCACAUUAAAUUGGUCCAUAAUGAUAAUAGAGUUUGUGAUCAGUGCGGUAAAACUCUGCACGGCAUUGGUGCACUUAAAAAACACCUGAAAGAACAUGAAGGUAUUGAAAAGCCUAAAUUUCCCUGUGACGAAUGCGGUACGGAAUUAGCAUCGAGUACAAAUCUAAAACGCCAUAAAGCUGCAUAUCAUAACGAUGGCUCUACCGUGUACAUUUGCAGUAUAUGUGGGAAAGUUUCAGGUAGUGAACGCGGUCUAAUGAAUCAUAGAAAAUUUGUACACGAAAUCGAAAGAAAACAUAAAUGCCCGCAUUGCGAUAAGGGAUUUAAAAGACCGAAAAAUUUACAAGAACACAUUGCCACUCAUACAGGUGAAGCAUUGUAUCAGUGUCAAGAUUGCCCGAAAACCUUUAAAAUUAACUCCAAAUACCAUCAUCAUCGUAAAACAGCUCACCCUGUUGAGUGGGAAAAGGGCAGAAAGCAUCGUUUGGAAAAACUAAAAAUUGAUUUUGAACAAGUUACAAAUCAAGUUAUACUUUAAGUUACCUUCACGCUGAGUAAUAAGGUUGAGUAGCAGGCCUUCUUGGAGAAGUUUAAUGUCCAAUAUCCCAAAUGGAAGCCUCAAGAAUGUUGCAGAGUCACGUUGACGUUAUUUCAAAUUAUUUAAAAAAGAGGAAUAUAGAAAAGUCAUCUCAUAUCACUUUUGCUCUAAGAAAAGGCUAUUGUCCAGCUGUAUACGAGUAUAUCGACAGACAACAAAUUCCGAAUUCGAAUUGUGGAAAAUAUCUUGGAAUGCACUUAGAUAGACGACUAACAUGGAAAGACCACAUAAAAACAAAAAAAAGAACACCAUAAUAUUAUAAGAUAACGAAAGUACUGGCUUUACGUUAUAAAACAGUAUUAAAACCUAUGUGGACAUAUGGAAUAGAGUUAUGGGGCAGCUUCAGCAA
Molecule: messenger RNA, 2080 nt
Organism: Calliphora vicina (urban bluebottle blowfly)
Lineage: Eukaryota; Metazoa; Arthropoda; Insecta; Diptera; Calliphoridae
Product: transcription factor grauzone-like
Exons: 2
Coding region: 1-1671 (556 amino acids)
Biological process (GO): regulation of transcription by RNA polymerase II
Cellular component (GO): nucleus
Molecular function (GO): DNA-binding transcription factor activity, RNA polymerase II-specific; zinc ion binding; sequence-specific DNA binding
Source: RefSeq, a predicted model, not a curated record